This is a messenger RNA of Chelonoidis abingdonii (Abingdon island giant tortoise), 4376 nucleotides long. The record is from RefSeq and is a predicted model, not a curated record. Lineage: Eukaryota; Metazoa; Chordata; Testudines; Testudinidae.
UGCAGCUCUGCAGGAGGCUCUCUCUGCCUUGAAUCGGGGGGUGGGUGGGCGGCGGCAUUAAUGCCCAGCUCCUGAUCGAGCAGGAGGGGAGGGAGCUCUGCUCCAGUAGCAUCCAGGGCAUUGCGUGGUAUUUUGGAAGAGCAAAUUAUUCCGUCUCCUCGAGGUUGCAUAGGCUGAUUACACAUCAGGCCCUGGUUAGGAUGCUCAGUGGACUGGGAGAAUAGAAAAAAACAAGAGAAACACAGAAAUGAAGGAAGAAAAAAGGAGGAAAAAAUCAAAACGGCAUGUGGCAGAAGAGGAACAACCAGUCCAUGAAACUGAACCAAAGAAAAAGAAAAAAAACCUGGAGGUGAGAAGUGUGUGCAGAGAACAAACAGCAGGUGACAGAUGUUAAUCAUGCCACUUAAAGUACUACUGGAAGGACUCAGAUACUAUGAGAACAAAAAAGGUGGAGGAGGAGGUGGAGGAACUUACCUCAGAGGAAAGGAGGACAUUGGAAAGAAAACUAAAGAAAGAGCGUAAGAAGGAAGAAAAAAAACUGAUGCGGGAAGCUGGAAUUGCUGCUAAGAAAGAAGAGCCUAAAAAAACAUCAGGAGCUGAGUUGGCACUGGAGUAUUUAACUAGCUGGUCCAAAAAAACAAAAGAAUGGAAGUUUCAAAAGACCAGGCAGACUUGGCUUCUUUUGCACAUGUAUGAGAAAGAGAAGGUUCCAGAUGAAUAUUUCUCUAUUUUAUUGGACUAUCUGGAGGGGCUUAAAGGCAGUGCGCGAGAUGUAACUAUACAGAAAGCUGAAGCUCUUAUGAAAGAGUGUGACAAUUCAGAUACAGAAGAUCCAGACCUGUUGGAGAAGUGUGAGCGCAUACGAAAAGUUUUACAGCUAUUAUCAUGAAAAUGUAUAAACUUUGUCAUUAGAUUUCUAGAUUCAUCUGUCUCUACCAUUGUAUGGAGAGCAGGUGAAAUGCAACAAAUAACUUCUAAAAAAAAAAUAUGUAAAUACAUGUUUUUUUCAUUAAGAAUUGUAAUUAUGAUAAGAUUUCAUGUUUCAAUUGUUCAUUGUACAAUAUUUUAAAAUCAAUCAUUAAACAGUUUAUAAGGAGAUUGUAAUCAAAACGAACCAUAGUGUUUGCCCAUUAUUAAACAUUCUAUUUUGGCUCCAUCAAGUAAUUUUUGCAUGUCUUGGAAAUGAGUGGAAACAUCCAUCUCACUUUUAGUUCUUCAUCCAUCUCACUUUUAGCUAUUAACUGAAGAGAGGAGCUUUGUGUCUCUUAAUAAAAGCAAAAACAAUCUAACCAACAGAAAGCCUGGAGGUUCUUUCACAAAGGGUAGUUUUAAAAGUGAAUGUAAAGCACAGUGCUUUGUCAGCCAGCUAUAAUCUAUCACUUUCAGCUUUAGCAGCAUGUCAUUUGGAUUUGGGAAAGAUCAUUUUCAGUCUGUCGAACAUGGGUUUAUAACACAUUUACUUAUUAGCAAUUUAAGCAAAGAUCUGGAGAUUGUCAGCUUUGUUAGUUUUCCUCUUGAUAUUUAAAGUUUUGUGGGUGUUUUAUGACAAUAGCUAGGUAUUCGGAAAAUGUAGAGACGUGAAUAGUCCAAAUCAGAUGUCCAUUGUGAAAUCACCCAAUCAUACCUUUAGUAAGAUGCUAUCCAUAACAGGAAAUGCUGUGUUAUAACAUUUUGUGUUCAGCCUGACAAAUUACAUCUUCAUCUUUCACUUGUAAUUGUUUUCCAGUUGAGUUAAUCUGUAUUCAGUUGCUUCAACUAGGGAACGUUUGUAUCCUAGGAGAAUGCUGAAGACCAGAUUUUUAUGCAAAAAACAAGGACAUUAAUUACUCCAAAGUUUGAGAUCUUCCUUUAAUAACAAUACUAAUUGAGUACUUGUUCCUAACCAGCACUCAUGACCUGAUUCUCAAAAGGUUUUGUAAUUACAGCAUUUGGCUGGAUUUUGACAACCUACACAUACAUGAAUUGCUGUAGCUUUUGAAAUAUACAGCCAGUUAUAAAAACAGCUUAUACAUAGUGACCUCUUUAAGACAAUUAUAUUGGGAGCCAAAAAUUUUGAGUGAUCUAACAUGUGUUGUUCUUAUAUGGUAACUAUUAUGGAAUUUAACAUAAUGGGUGAGCCAAGGUAUAAGAAAGAGAGAACAAAACAACAGAGUGCCUGUUAAUCCCCAGAGCAGAAACAGUAAGGACACACAUGUUGCUUAUGGACAUUUUCUUUCUUACCAGUUGUGCUACCUAGCUCCCUUCUCAUUCUCUCUAAUUUUUCCCCUUCUUGCCAUAUCUUCAUAUCUAUUGUUUUCCUUCAUUUCCUCCUUUUUUGCAUUUGCCCCACUCACUUCUCAUUUGUAUCCUUUUUCCAUUUUUUUUUACUGCAAGCAUAGGCGGCGGCAGAUUAAAAUUGAAAUCAAACCAAACCUGAAGAGCUCCAUGCUUUCCCCCAAGAUGAAGUUCAGUUGGAAGAUAAAAUGGGAAGCUCAAGAAGAUAUCCUCAUCUCAUAAACACUGGUUUUGCUUCUUCAGAUGUGCACUCUGAUGUCCGCUGGUCUCAGUAUAGUUUACCAUCCAAGAUUAUGCGAAGGCGGUAAUAUCACACCUCUUAUAUUUAGAGUAGCGUUCAGAAUAUGAAAUAAUCUGUGUUUUCUGUGCUAAUGUGAAAAGGAGCAGUUCCAUUUGCAUGACUAGACUGUUGGCAAACUACCUUGAAUGUAUCUGAAUUUAGAACAUAGGUUCUCCCUUUUUCCACUUAAUUCACGUGACCCUAACAUAGUCAUAAGAUUUCCUCCUGCCCCCAAUAAGGAUGGAAGGUCCCUUGUUUCCACUUGUUUCUUAAGAGGCCUUUCACCUUUGGAUUGAUGUAAUUUGAAGGAAUCUUGAACAGGGCCUGUCUGUAGAUGACUGGAUGCAUGGCAAAUUAGGUAGAUGAAAGCAUAGAGGCCACAUGGCAUGAAAGAAGGGCAUGGAGACAGGUACACAAAGUCCUGCUAUACCAUAUCCCAAAUCACCAAUCAGUGUUUAGGUGGCCUGUCUCAUCUACUUUCUGCAGGAGGGUAAAGAUGGGUGGAAGCCAUUUAAUUAUACUAAUAGUCCUACAUGUAUUUUAGAGCACAGUUGUCAAUCAACUUGUUGUUCUACUUAAUCUAAUUCUAUCACUGACCUAUCUCAGAGAACGCCAUUGUACCCAUGUGCUGCCAGCUGGUCUGAGCUGAUGUAUGAGCACUGUUGGCUGUCUGGAAGACGAGGAGGUCCAGAGCCAACUGAAUUGAGUUAUUCACAGUAAAUAACUGAGAUGAAAAGCAACUGGAUGAGAUGGGGUUCAGAACAGCAAGUGGUGACACAAGGAACUAACGAUCCUAUAUAAUAAGGGCUGAGUCAAUAAUGGUAGGGUUGGUUCAGGGCAGAAAAUAUGCCCCUUUUAUGAUGGGGUUGACUGAAUUCUAAAGACUUGCCCAUUCAUGCAUCCAGUACCAAGGUACCAUAUAGUUCAGCAGAGAAGGGUGAGAAAGAACCAGAGAUGAGGGGUCUUCUGUACCAGGCAUGUCUUUUGUUGUUGUUGUUGUUAGAUUAAUCAGUGUGGCUAGUUCUGAAGGGAGAGUGGGAGAAAGUGUUUUCUGGGUUUCUCUCAAAGCCAAUGGUGAUGGUUUUUUCUAGAGAAGUGAUAUAGUCUCAUAUAAGAGCAGAAAUACCCAUCUCCACCAAAUCCCAUUCCUUCCCUUUCCCCUCUUUUACACGGGCAUCUUCUAAGCCAUUCCCCAAUACUAAGAAUUAUUAGGUAGAAGGAACCUAAAACUUCAUGUAUUGUAUUGCUACUGUAUAUUUAUUAGCUUAAAGUUACCAGGCCUCUUAAUUCCUCAGUGUUCUAAGUUCCAUUUUCUGUCCAACACUAAUUUAAACAGGAAAGGGCAAAUUGUUGUCUUAGAUUCUCUUAAUAAUACUUUGCACUUCUACAGACCCUUUCACUGGAGAAUCUCACAUUGAUUUACGAACAUGUCUUUCAGAACACUUGUAGGAAAGUAGGUCUAUGUUGUUAGUCCCAUUUUACAGAUGAGAAGUCUUAGGCACAGAAGCACAGGAAGUUAGGUGCCUUAAUACCUUUGAGGAUCUAAGCCAGAGAGCUUGACCCAAGAUCCCAAGGAAAGUUAAUGGUGGUUCUGGCAAUAGAACCCAGGGCUUCUGACUUGCCACCCUGUGCACUAGCCACUAAGCCAUACUCCAGCUUCUUACGCAGUUGACUAUUUUAAAUGUUUGUUUGUUUAAUACAGAUAACAAGGCCUCCACUUCGAUAUUUUAAGUUCUAAAGUCUAUACCGGGGUAGACAAUCUAUGGCACAUGUGCUGAAGGCAGCACAGAAGCUGAUUUUCAGUGACGCUCACAAUGCCCAG